UUUGGUUCGGGGGUGGGAGGGGUGGGAGCGAGCACCUCGCGCGCGCUCCAGUUCUGCCCAGCCCAGCCCGGGAGAAGGAGAGCACGCGCUCGCGCUCGUGCGCGCCACUUUCCCUCCUCUACGCGCCCCCUUCCCCCCUGCCUCUGGAGUUAGACGGGCUCGGGUCCUCUCCGGCCGCUCCUCCCCAGCCCCAGCCCCCGCGCCCCGCGCGCCACGCCUGCCCCUGCGCGCGUGCCUGCCUAGCCGCUCGGCUUGGCUUCUGGCAGCGCCACUUCGCUGCGGGGAGGGCGGCGGAAGAGAGGGAGGAGGGAAUCCCCUCUCUGGCCCGGGGGCAGGGGGUGGGGGGAGUGGCGUCUGGGCUUUCCCUUUGCUGCAGCCUCGGGCCGGCCGCGGCGAAGUUGGGAGGUUCGAACCCGGGAGGAGGAAGAGAAAGAGGAGGAGAAGGAGGAGGAAGCAGUAGCUGAGGGGCUCGCUGGCCGCUCCUGCACUUUUUUGCCCCCCCUCCCCCUUCACUGCCCUCCUUCCGUCCCCCCUCCCUCGGCCCCACCAUGGAUGAUAAGCCUCUGCUGCAGGACCGACCCCCUGCCUACAACCUGGAGGCCGGCCAGGGCGACUACGCUUACGGGCGGCACAACUACGGGGCCAUCCCGGUCGCUCCUACCCAGCCCGGACUCCAGCCCGGCUUCCAGCCGGGCUUCCAACCCGGCUUCCAGCCCCCGCCGCCCUACCCAUACAACGUUGCAGCUCGGCCUACCUAUGCACCUGGAUCGUACAAUAUUCCAGCACAAGGUGUGUUCCAGCACUCCAGUGCCAUAGUAGUUGUUGGAGGCUGUCCAGCCUGCAGAGUUGGUGUUUUGGAAGAGUCCUUUACCUGCCUAGGUAUCCUCUUGGCCAUUCUCUUGUUUCCCAUUGGGAUUAUCUGCUGUUUUGCUUUGAGAAGGCAAAAAUGCCCUAACUGUGGAGUAGUUUAUCUCUAAAUGGAACAACACAACCCAGCUUUCCUAUCCCCACUUUUCUUUUUCUAAUGUAAAUGUCUUGUAUAAUAGCUUUAUUUGAUCAAGUAUCAACUGUUUUGUAAAGUGUGAUGGGAUAGCCAAUGUUUCUUGGGCUUGUGGUUUGCAGAAUAUGGAAAAAAACAAACUUGCUUUUCAAAGUUAAUGACAACUCUGAUUUAAAACGCGGGCUUCUUUUUUUGCAGUUUUCACUUUGUGCAAAUUGAGAAAUGCUGUUUUUAUAAAUGAGGUUCAUACUAUUUUAACUGGUCCUGCUUAAUUUGAUGUUUGCACAUUGUCACUUCUGAAUAUUUUUAAAAAAUAAAGUUCACUCACCUCAA
Messenger RNA from Dromiciops gliroides (monito del monte), 1333 nucleotides. RefSeq names its product brain protein I3 (gene BRI3). Bases 549 to 977 code for a protein of 142 amino acids. The transcript is spliced from 3 exons. The record is from RefSeq and is a predicted model, not a curated record. Lineage: Eukaryota; Metazoa; Chordata; Mammalia; Microbiotheria; Microbiotheriidae.